UGUUAAAUAAGACUCUAUGUCCCUGUCUCUGUUCUUCUUCUUUGAAGAAAUUGGUUAGAAACAUUCUUUUCAUUUUACUCUUUCACUUCUACCAUCUUCACCUUCAAAUUUCAAAACCACUCUUCUUUAUAUCCACAUCUCAACUUGUUAACUAUUUUUAGGGUUCCUUUGAUUCUCAAUUGGAUUAAAAUUGGCUACUCAAUUGUUGCUGAAAACUCUAUCUAUUCAGGAAACAUAAGAUUCUUGGAGGUGAUUCACUGUGAUUUCUUUGUAGCAGAAGGUAAAGUACGCAGGACAUGGGCUGCAUUCUGUCGUCGCCAAAUGAUUCCGGUGGAAAUCGAAGGAAGCCGGGGAGUAUUGGAGAUGUUUCUGUCUAUGUUCCCGGUCUAAGAAUUCCUAAACCUGUUGAUUUUGCACAGUCACUUGGUGAUUAUUUGUCGAAGAGCACAGUGGAACGCUUAUCUGCUCUUAGAACUCGUAUAGUUGUAAUGGCUGGUCAAGAAGGUCCUACAGUUACAAGAACAAAAAGAAAAAGUGCAACACAACAUGGAGGUUCAACGUUGGCUGAUCUUCUACAGGCUCUGGAAGACUACUUACCGGUACUUUUGGGAUUAGUCGAUGAUGGAAGCAAUUUACAAUACAAAGUACAAUUUAUAUGGGUGAAUCAAGAGGAUGAAGCAGAGGAAACAGCCAUGUCUAAUGCUUGGUAUGAAGUGUUGUCAGUUUUGCACUUGAUGGCGACACUAUUGUUAUCACAGGCUAAUUUAUUACUUCUUCCAAGAACAUCCAACGAUGGUUCUCAGCCAAAAGUAUCGGAAGAAAAUAGACGAGCCUCUGUCGAUAUCUUCUUAAAGUCAGCUGGAUAUCUUGAUUGUGCUGUCAGACAUGUUCUUCCACAGUUGCCUGCUGAGAUCAGGAGAAAUUUACCAGUAGACCUUGCAGAAGGAGUUCUUCGAGCACUCUGUCUACAGACAUUGGGACAGGGUGUAGAUAUCCAACUUGGAAUGGCAAUUGAUAGCACCAAAGCCACUCUUGCGGUGAAGCGUAGACUUGCAUGUGAGAUGGUGAAAUAUUGGCAACAGGCUCAAGAUAAUAUUACGAACCUUCCGCUAGCAAAUGGUUGGGGUGAAAAACACCGUCUUUAUGUCAAAUGGAAGUAUAUUGAAUCAAAGGCUGCGGCAUAUUAUUAUCAUGGCUUGAUUCUUGACGAGGGAAAUACAGAAAAAUCUCAUGGAAUGGCUGUAGCUGCUCUGCAAGCAGCAGAUGAGUAUUUCAAAGAAAGUAAGAAGCUCUGUGAGGCAUUCAACGCAGCAGCUCCAUUGUCAAGAAAUCCACCACUUUGGGGGACCAUGAAAUACCUCUCUGAGAAAAUUCCCAAGGAUACUUCAAGCAAGGUUCGAAUAAACCGCGACCUGUACACUUACGAGAGAAUCAUGGAAACGGCACCGACAUUGCCCGAUUUUGCAUUGGCCUUGAAACCAGACGAUUAUCAGCUUCCACAAGUGAGUCCUUCAUGGAGAACAGAAAAUGUGAAAGGAGGACAAACUGGGUCCCCCAACAACAAUCUGAAGGGAUGAGAUGAUGAAAACUGUACAAAAGUGAGCAAUGUCAACUUAGCUUGAAGAAGAAGCAAAGGUGAUUUUUCAAUGCUUGUCAAUGUCAGCAUGAGUACCAAAUUCAUUAUUUCUGACUUUUCUUUCUUCAUGAAUCAUCUUCUUCCCAUUCUCUACAACAUUUGAGGAAACCAAAAAGUGUCUAUUGGAAAAAGUCUCAAGUUGUAUUCAAUGUACCUCAGAUCCUCCUCCAUUUGUUAAACCAAUUUGUAUAAGUUGGUGUGUAAAAUUGACUUGUGCUUUGCAUGGAAAGAAUGAUUUCCUUUUAAGUGUUAAAAUUUUUAAGAGUUUGAUAUGCAAAGGAAUCUAUUUAUGAUA
Lathyrus oleraceus (garden pea) is the source of this 1931-nucleotide messenger RNA. RefSeq lists its product as uncharacterized. The record is from RefSeq and is a predicted model, not a curated record. Bases 297 to 1577 code for a protein of 426 amino acids. The transcript has 12 exons. Lineage: Eukaryota; Viridiplantae; Streptophyta; Magnoliopsida; Fabales; Fabaceae.